ACACUUAGCAGAGGCUCCAGACAAACAAACACAACCAGUGUCCAGCUAAAAGACCCACUUUUGUGCUAGAUUAGUGCAUCUUUUACUAGGAUCCCAACUCUAGCUACAAAAGGAAAUUACAAUCCGGCCCCCAGCAACUGAAAGAAAUGCUUCUGUCACCUCAGUCUAAUCCAAGAGAGGAUACCCUCAUGGCAACACUCCCAUUGGCUAUUGCUAGGUAGCAGACACCCACCAAAUUAUCUGGCACUUACUUCAGAAUAAACACGUUUAGAUGUAGGCCUCUUAGUUUGGUCACUCCUUUUUAUACAAGUACUUUAAUACAGAGGUCAAAUUAAUCCAGAAUAAAUAUAUCCUCGUCUAUUUAUAUAUCUUUCAUUCACAAACAUAUGCCAACAAAAGGGAGGGAAGCAGAUAUUUCCUUUUUUUCAUGCUUUGAAAAUGUGUAAAGAAAAUACAGUUUUGUUUAUUAACAAUUGGAUACUAUCACUUUACAUAUACACGCAUACAUACACACGCACUCCUACCAACUCCUUAGGUCAGGGGUUCUCAAAGAGUGUGGCAGGAGAGGAGGGCAAGUGUGGCGGGAAGAUUCAAGGACAAUCAAAGAAAUAAAGUAGUCAUGUUCUGUGUUAUAAAUCAAGCACUGCUCUUUUAUUUUCCAAUGUGUGUGGCACGAGCAAAUUUGUAUUCUGAAAGUGUGGCCCAGAGAAAAAAGUUUGAGAACCACUGUCUUACUUAAACAUGAUUCAGCAGAGCUUUCAUUGGUGGCCUAGUGUGUUAUUUAAAACUCAACAGUUCCGCAAAAUCAAAAUGCGCAUUUCAGGCUCAGCACUUCUGAAAGGAAAAUCAACCACAUUUCAAUAACAAAAAAAUCAGAGUCACUGACAGGCUUUAGUUUCUAAUAUAUAACCACUUAAAUGAGAUUGGCACUGCACUUCAGUGCUUCAUUAUGUACAGGAUUGAAGUGGAGUGUUUUGUCCUGCCCCUUUAAAUAAUAUUAGAAAUCAAACCCUAUCACCGAGUAUGAGUUCAUUAUUUUUGAAAUAUUAUUGCUUUAGAAGUGUUAACCUGGGAUUUUUAUUUCUGCAAAAUUGUUUCAUAUUUAUAAAUACCCUAGACUGCUGAAAUGCACUUGGUUGACAUUGUUACAAUUUUUUCAAAGAUCACUUAAACUAACAAGCCUAAAUCAAAAUACGUUUCCUCUGAAGUAGGAUCCAGAGAGUUCCGUAGGACUUGCUCCCUUGUAAGAUUUGCUUAGGAUUGCAGUUUUGGUGAAAUAGUAAGUAAUUGGGGGGAAAUGUACGUCCCUUGAAUUAAAGUAAUCUGAGGUAAAUUUUGUGCCAGUGAGGCUUUUUAUCCUAUCAGAGUUGAGAAUAUCUCUGCUGACAGCAGAGUUGUGGAACAGAAACUUGAAAAUGUAAGAUUUGGCAGUAGGAUUGCCAAGCAACAGACAGCGUCCACCUGAAGUGGCUGUUGACCAUUGUUUCUUUCUGAGGAGUGUUCAUAUGGAGGGAAGUUUGAAGUCUGGCUCCUUGUCUGUGCCUGGAUCAGCUCACCUUCAGAGAGACGCAAGGAACAAGAAAGAGGGGUGGAGGUUCAGUGGUUUUAUUCCUCUGAGUGAAAGGCUAAUGAGGAAGCAAUGGCAGUACUAGAAAAAAUAUGAGGGAGGACAAGAGAGGGCAAAACAAGUAUGAGGGGGAAAGUUCUGUAAUAGGCAUAAAUUGUUAAUGAAAAUACAGAAAGCUUGUUCAUUUCCUCAGGGCCUGUUGUUGCCAGCAGUGCUUCUCAGUGGAGGUAGGGAGAAAAGUAGGUUUUUUGGGGUGGGGUGGCUAGACACUUUCCCACUUUUGUCCUUUGGAGUGCCAUCUCUAUGACAGGGGCUCUAGAAUCCCAUUUAUUCGGUUUACCGUCAUCUUUCAGUCACACAUAACUAUGGUGUGUACCUGUGAUCUAAGGGUUUAGUACUGAAACAAAACCAUUCAGAGAAAAUGAAGCCAGACCUUCUCAGAAUGAAGGAAGUUGCAUUGAUUUAUCUUGACAGGAGUGGUGGCCUUCAGAAAUUUGUGAAUGCCUGCAAAUUAUACAAUGAUUCAAAGCAAAGUUAUGCCAUUUUCCGGUUUCCUAUAUUGAUAAAUCCAUCUGAUAUUAUUGAGUUGGAUGCUACCCUUGGAAAUUACAUUUUGCAUAAACCUGUGAAGGCCACUCAGAUUUUUCAGUCUGUGUGUUUUACAGCAGUUAAAACACUGUCACUGAUUCAGCAGCUACAGACUGAAGCUCAGAUGAGCAUAGUGCUGAAACUAACACAUUUACCUUCCCUGCCCAGUUAUAUUUUCAGUCUUUGCAAAUUUCCAUUUGAUUAUACUUCUCAGAGAUUUUAUAUGGCAGAGGGAAUAGUUGUUGCAAUGUCCACUGUAACAAAAUAUACACAAGGAGCAAGAUUUGUUUGUUGUGAUGAAAACUGUCCAUUUUCUGAAGGAUUUCAGUAUAUAAGAGUACAUACUCCUGGAGCGACAGAAUCUGCAACAGUGAGAAACAAUUUUGUGUGCACUUUGUGUACUUCACCACUGCGGGAAGAUAUGAAAUACAGAGUACUUGGUGAUAAGCAGGUUAUUGAAAUAGUUGAUGCUAAAGCAAUUAGUGCUUUUCAAGGAUUUUCCAGCAGUAAAACCCCUUUCAGAUUUCAAUCUUUCACAGUUUUUCUAAGAGAUGAACUAUCUAAUAAAAUGGAAAUAGGAAACAGGUAUAAAGUUAUAGGAAUUCCAGUCUGUAUGCCAAGCUGCAUACGAAUCACACUUUGCCUGGAAGCCAACAGUAUACAUCUCUGUAAUCUCACAGGCCCUUCCCAGAUCAGUGAAAAAUUUAAGUAUCUGCUUUCUUUGACUUCAAAGUCGUGUUGGAGAUUUACAGCUCUUCUGGCCAAUAGUUUUGCUUCACAAGUACUUCCACCAGGCAUUAACAACACUCUCAAACUAGCUAUAUUGUUAAGUCUAGUACAGACAAGUGACAGAAAUGACUUAACAGCAGAUUACCUGGAUAUUUUGGUAUUGACGAAUGAUUCGCUAAUAUUAGAGAGAGUUAUGAAUUACAGCAUUAGUCUUGUUCCACGGGGCAUACGGCAUAUUCCAUCUGGUGAAGUUUUUCCUACUGUGUCCAAAGAUAAGCAUGGAACUGGAACUGCAAGCAUUCAGGCUAAUAGUGCUUUGCUGGCCAAAGGGGGAGUAUGCUUCAUUGGAGAAUUAUCUUCACAUAGGAAGGAUAAGCUUGAACAGUUGCAGUCAGUACUUGAAGGAAGAACAACUACUAUAUUCAUCCCUGGAAAGAAAUAUGGAGAAGAAAUUGAUCAGCAGGUUACCCUUCCAAUUCAAACCAGUUUUUGGUCAUUUAUUGAUGUGGAUGCUUCUUGCAAAAAGCAUAUCCAAGGAGACAAUACUCUAAUAGGCCAAAUGGAUUUAAGCUUUAUUUCAGCUAACGUUAUAGAUGCUUUUUGGCUUCUGAUACACUGCAGUGAAUCAGCAUUUUCCAAUCCAGUUCUUCCUGUUGUGAAUCUCCUUUUAAAAAAGGCCAUCAAUCCAGAAGAUGCAGUCUAUGCUAUCUCCAAACAGUUUGGAACACAAGAUUAUGAGGAGUUCCUUGCUUUCUCCAAAAAUUUGCAUGUGGAACUCUGUUCAGAAGCAGAAAGGCUGAUCCACGGUUACUACUUAGCAAGUCGCAGAAUCAGAACACAUCCUGUUCAUGGAUCAAAUCUCUCAGCAACUGCACUGAAUAUCUUGAUUUCACUGUCUAAAGCACAUGCUAAGCUGAGUUUAAGAACAGAAGUACUUGAAGAAGAUGUUUUGAUUGCUGUAUUACUAUUUGAAUCAUCUCUCACUUUAAAAUACGGUGCUUCUGUGUUUUGUGUGGCCCCAAAUGCUGUGUUUCCAUUUGAACUCAACAGUGAAAACUCUCUGAAUCAAAGGGAUAUUUACUUGAUGCAGUGCCAUCAACAGUUGAAACAAUUUGUUGCUACAUAUGGACCUGCAACAGAUGUUCUUAUUAGCGAAGAUUAGUAUAUCUGCAAAAUGAGGUCUAUUUUAAAAAAUAAACUUGAAUGUGUAAAUAGUUGUAAGAUCAAUUCAUGUAGUUCUUAAUGUUUGUCAUACAUACAUUUUGAGAGUCAGCAAAACUGAUUUUCCCGUUGUCACAUUAUAACACUGGAAAUAUGGAGGAUGCAAUGCUUGGUCACAGAAUUGUACUAUUUCAGACAUUGCUUUUCCUUUCUAGUCUUGCAUUUCUCGGGGCGGGGAGGAACAGAGGAAGAAAACAUUUUCCAUUUUGUGAAAAGGGAUGUAUGACCUUGGUUCCUGUUAUAGCCUCCCAAGUUUCAUGAAAAAAUAAGAGCAUCUUUUACUAUGAAUGUCUUAAAUGGAGUGUAAUUCAACUCACUAUUGCUAUAUAGACUAUGUGGGAAAAUAGUCUCUUAAAUAUAUUAUUAUUAUUACUAUUAUUAAUAUUUUUUCUCUUUAUUACCCACUCUUCACUGUAAGGUCCCAGGGCAGGUUAUGGCAUUAAAAACAACAUUAAGAACAUAUUAAAACAAUGAAAGGGUUUUCAAUAUCCUGAAUAACAAUGUUAUGGUUACUUUCUUUGGGUAUGUCCCAUGGGUGUACGCUUGUUCACACUUCCACUUGUCACAUUGCUUUCCACUCUAUACCACUGAAUCGGAGCAAACAUCAAUCAGGUUUUCUGGGGAAAGUGGUGGGGCAAAUGGAAAACCUCUUGAGCCCAUGCUUUGUAGUCAAAGAACAAGCAGAAGCAUGGAUGAGCCCUAACACUUUGUUCUCAAUUAGGGAGGGAAAGAUG
This is a messenger RNA of Podarcis raffonei (Aeolian wall lizard), 4839 nucleotides long. RefSeq names its product minichromosome maintenance domain containing 2 (gene MCMDC2). Gene Ontology annotation, biological process: double-strand break repair via break-induced replication. The coding region runs from base 1989 to 4046 and encodes 685 amino acids. The record is from RefSeq and is a predicted model, not a curated record. Gene Ontology annotation, molecular function: ATP binding; single-stranded DNA helicase activity; DNA binding. NCBI's taxonomy places the organism in Eukaryota, Metazoa, Chordata, Lepidosauria, Squamata, Lacertidae. The transcript has 15 exons.